Musa acuminata AAA Group (dessert banana) is the source of this 4262-nucleotide messenger RNA. Its product is annotated as receptor-like protein EIX2. Bases 40 to 3750 code for a protein of 1236 amino acids. The transcript is spliced from 2 exons. The record is from RefSeq and is a predicted model, not a curated record. Gene Ontology annotation, molecular function: protein binding. NCBI's taxonomy places the organism in Eukaryota, Viridiplantae, Streptophyta, Magnoliopsida, Zingiberales, Musaceae.
UGCAUCGAUUCUACAGAUAAUGUGCGUACAAGUCAAGUCAUGGGGAUUUCCGGUGGUGAUGUGCCUAUAUACAUCAUGCCCACAGAGGUCUCCUCUCCAACCUCACACCUUCACUCUUCUCUUCUCUUGAGCGCUCAAUCGAUGGCUGCGGCUGGUAGCGGCAGUUUCCAGAACGGAAGUAUUGCCUCGAAGCGUCUCAUGAUGCUCGUGGCCUUACUUCUCGUCUCCUGCUGUCCCGGCUAUGGCUUCGGCGAUGACGAUCAUGUCGACGUGGAGGGAAUCAGCAGCAGUUGCAUGGAGAGCGAGAGGAGAGCUCUCCUCGCCAUCAAAUCCGAGAUGUACGACCCCGACAACUGGUUCUCUACUUGGACCAGCAAAGACUGCUGUGGGUGGAGAGGUGUGGCCUGCGACAACACCACCGGCCAUGUCACCAAGCUCGACCUCCGCUACCCCUACACAUACGAUAUGUGGGAUAUGUUUAACGAUGGGGAAACAGUAGGCGUCAGCAAGGUAAAUCCAUCUUUGCAAGAACUGAAGCAAUUGAAGUAUUUGGAUUUGAGCAUGAAUAACUUCUCGGGUGCUCCUGUGCCCAAAAUGAUCGCUUCACUAGUCCACUUGGAAUAUCUCAACCUAUCUAAUGCCAUGUUCGAUGGACCAAUUCCUCCCCAGUUCGAGAACCUCUCAAACCUACACCAUCUCGACCUUCACGGAUGGUAUUUUGAUGAUUUUCUACAUGUUGACAAUCUCGAUUGGCUCUCCCGUAUUCCUUCUCUAAAAUAUCUUGACAUGAGCAAUCUCGACCUCAGCAAGGCGACCAAUUGGUUCCACAUAGUAAAUUCAAUCUCCACACUUGAAGUGUUGCGUUUGAGCGAUGCAGACCUGCCAUGUGUUCCAUCUCCUUUGCCCCCUUUCAAUCUAACAGCCAUCGCUACGUUGGAUCUGUCUGGGAAUUCCAACGUCACGUCUGCCACGCUAAGAUGGCUUUCUAACGCCACCAGCCUCGAGACCCUCCUUCUUUCUGGCUGUGGGAGUCUCACUAUCGAGUCGGUACAAGUUGCUCUCGGAGCUCUCCUUAAUAUGAAGGAAUUGGAUUUAUCAGACAACUCCCUUAAAGGAGAAAUUCGUGAAAUUCUGAACAAUGUCAGUAGCAGCAGUGGCGUGAAGCACUUGGAUUUGAGAUGGAAUCAAUUAUCUGGAGAUAUUCCUCCAGGGAGCCUUAGAGACCUGGAGUACCUGGACUUAUCAGGGAAUUCUAUUGUCGACGUGCAUAUCUUAGCUUCUAUAGGGAAUCUCACAAACUUGCGAUAUUUAAGCUUGGUCGACAAUGUAAUCAGCGGAGAAAUUCCACCAAUCGUAGGAAAAUUUGUCCGAUUGGAGUACCUAGAUUUGAGCUGGAAUCAAUUAUCUGGAGAUAUUCCUCCAGGGAGCCUUAGAGACCUGGAGUACCUGGACUUAUCAGGGAAUUCUAUUGUCGACGUACAUAUCUUAGCUUCUUUGGGGAAUCUCACAAACUUGCGACAUUUAGGGUUGUCGGCCAAUUCAAUCAGCGGAGAAAUUCCACCAUCCGUAGGAAAAUUUGUCCGAUUGGAGUACCUAGAUUUGUCCAAUAAUGGCAUCAACGGAAAAAUACCACAGGCCAUCGGCAACCUCAGUAACCUAUUGGAAUUACAUUUAUCAGGCAACAAAAUUGUGGGAUGGAUACCACCGAGCAUCGGCAACCUCACCAACUUGGUAUACUUAGAUUUAUCAUACAACAAUAUUGUCGGUUGGAUACCACCGAGCAUCGGCAACCUCACCAACUUGGGACACUUAGAUUUAUCAAGGAAUAAUAUUAGUGGAUACAUUCCAGAGACCAUUGGGGAUCUUCAAAAUCUACGGAUAUUAUUUUUAAGCAAUAACCAUAUUUCUGGGCAGAUACCAAAGAAGAUCGGUAAACUCCACUACUUGCAAAACUUGGACAUGUCAUAUAACAACUUAUCAGGUCAGAUACCAACUACGUUGGGUGAUCUAUGCAAUUUGACCCGGUUAGAUUUGUCUUUUAAUAACAUUGGUGGAGAUCUUACAAAUCUAUUCUAUGGUUUGUCUACUUGUUCACAAGGAGCAUCUAUAUCAUUCUUAGCCCUGAAGGGUAAUAAUUUAACCGGGAUUAUUCCUUCGAGCAUGGGCCAAUUAUCUCAGUUACAAGAGGUAGACCUCUCCUCAAACUCGCUGGCAGGCAACAUCACCGAGGCACACUUUUUAAAUCUUACAAGCUUAUCAGAAUUGAUAAUCGCUUCCAACUCCUUGAAUGUGAUGCUACCAAAUGAUUGGCGGCCCCCUUUUAAUGCCUCCAUUAUCGAUAUGAGCUUUUGUCAUAUAGGAGCAAAAUUUCCUGAUUGGAUUCGGACUCAACAACAAUUGCAAAGGCUUUAUCUAUCCGGAGUUGGAGUCUCAGGCAGCCUCCCUAUUUGGUUUUCAAAUUUCUCAAAAGGUUUAGAAAUUCUUAACUUGAGCUCCAACUAUUUGACUGGUCAAUUACCUUCUGCUCCCCAAUUGUUAUUGGAUCUUUCCAACAACUCAUUUGUUGGACCUAUUCCAUUGAGCUUCGAAGAAGCUACAUACCUCAUUUUAUUAUCUUUAUCUCAUAAUCAUAUCAACGGUGGUAUCCCUCCCUUCUUUUGUAAUCUGAAUUUUCUUGAAGUUCUCGACCUAUCGAACAAUCACUUAAUUGGAGAAAUCCCAGAUUAUCAUAAUUCAUUUCCAAUCUCUCUACAAUCUUUACAUUUAAAUAAUAAUAAUUUAUCCGGAAUGAUUCCUUCAUUUUUGAAAUACUGUGACCAAUUAAUUACCCUUGAUUUAGGUGAAAAUAAAUUAUUUGGUAAAAUUCCGAAAUGGAUAGGAAGAAACCUCUCGUCAUUGAAGGUUCUUCGUCUGAGGUCAAACUUAUUAUAUGGUGUUAUCCCUGAGAACAUAGUGAAUCUCACUUCACUUCAGGUUUUGGAUCUUUCUUCCAACAAUUUAUUUGGUAGCCUGCCAUCAUCUCUAGGAAAUUUCACUGCCAUGGUUGAGGUACAAAAUGAUACCAGGCCAUUGCUCCAAGGUAACAACUAUACUUAUAUCGAGAGCAGCUUAUUAACAACGAAAGGAUCAAUGGUCGAUUACACAACCAUUCUCUCGCUGGUGACAAGUAUAGACUUGUCAAAUAAUCAUCUCUCUGGUGAAAUCCCAAAAGAACUGACCAAGCUUCUCGGGUUGCGCUUCCUAAACUUAUCCAACAAUCAUUUGACGGGGAGGAUUCCAGAAAAGAUUGGUGAUAUGAAACAGCUAGAAUCACUUGACUUAUCGAUGAACAGUCUCACCGGGGAGAUACCUUCGAGCUUUUCUGCUAUGAGUUUUCUGGCCCGUUUGAAUCUGUCUUAUAACAACUUAUCAGGAAAAAUACCCACGAGUAGUCAAUUGUCGACCUUUGACUCAUGGACAUAUGUGGGUAACAAAGACCUUUGCGGUACGCCACUGCCAGAUUGCCCUGUUUAUCAAACUCCACCUGAUGACAGAGUUAAAGAUGAUGAGAAGCUCGACAAAUUAUUGGAGUACACCAGUAUUGUGGUAGGAUUUGCGGUUGGCUUUUGGCUAUUUAUUGGCACGCUCAUCAUGAAGCAGGCCAUCAGAUUCGCUUUCUUCCGAUGGAUCGACAAGGCCAGUGACUGGAUCUAUGUUCAGUUUGCAGUUAAGCUUGCGAAGCUCAAAUCCAAAUGGCAAACAACGACAUGAACUGCCGGACUCGCAGAACUUUGUUUUAGGUGUUACCAGAAUGCUUUAUAUAAGUUCCCGAUUUGCUGCUAUUUUGGGGUUUCUAUAAUAAAAAGCAGAUUGCCACCAGUUCAGCUGAUGCAGGAGUCAAACUAGAAGAAGAUGAUGAUGGAGAUAUGCUUGAAACAAUAACAUUAGAUGUUACUAGCGUUGUCGUGGGAUUCAUAGUUGUUUCUGGGGUUUCUAUCGGCGUAGUGAUCGUGAAGCAAGGCUUAAGGAUUACUCUCUUCCAACAAAAUGACAUCUAUGGCUGGAUGCAGAUAUGUGCAGCUGAAAGCUGAAGCCCAAAAUAAUGACGAAGAAUCAAUUGAACUGUGGCUAAGUGCUAAGACUGUCUAUGUAGACUUCAUGUAUUUAUAUGUUCUAGUGUUUUAUUUCAUGAACGACCAUUUGGUGUUGUCCAGAAAUAAGGUUAUUGUUUAAAGAUAACAUCUGAGACAUGGCAUCAGGAUUGCUCUGUUCCAGUUGAUCGA